AUGAGUGACCAACAGUUGGAUUGUGCCCUCGACUUGAUGCGUCGCCUUCCUCCUCAGAAAUGUGAAAAAAAUCUUGAAGAUUUAAUUGAUUUAGUUCCAUCUUUAUGCAACGAUUUGCUCGGAACUGUUGAUCAACCAUUGAAGGUUGCCAAGGAUAAGGAAACAGGCAAGGAAUAUUUAAUGUGUGAUUACAACAGAGAUGGAGAUAGCUACAGAUCCCCAUGGACAAAUACAUUCGAUCCUCCAGUUGAAGACCCCCAGUUGCCCACUGAAAAACUGCGCAAACUGGAAAUAGAGGCUAAUGCUGCCUUUGCUAGUUAUCGUGAUAUGUACUUCGAGGGAGGUGUUUCCUCCGUUUAUUUCUGGGAUUUGGACCACGGAUUUGCUGGUGUUGUCCUCAUCAAGAAGCAAGGUGAUGGAGCCAAGAACAUUCAAGGAUGUUGGGAUUCCAUUCACGUCAUUGAAAUUGUUGAAAGAGGAAGUCGCCAAGCUCACUACAAGCUUACAAGCACUCUCAUGCUAUGGCUUCAAACAAAUAAGCCUGGUAGCGGUACCAUGAACCUUGGUGGUUCUUUGACUCGUCAAGUGGAACAAGAUUGUCCUUUGAAUGAGCAAAAUCCACAUCUUGUAAAUAUUGGUCGUAUGAUUGAGGAUCUCGAAUCUAAGAUGAGAUCAACUAUCAAUGAGAUUUACUUCGGAAAAACGAAGAAGGUCUUGAGCGAUUUACGCUCGAUAGAGAAAGCUUCUGAGAAAGAAAAGCAGGAUGGAAUUGUUAGAGAAAUCGCCACAGCUGUAUGUAACCGACCCGGAGCAGUCUAA
This is a messenger RNA of Auanema sp. JU1783, 819 nucleotides long. Lineage: Eukaryota; Metazoa; Nematoda; Chromadorea; Rhabditida; Rhabditidae. The record is from the annotation of a GenBank genome assembly.